AUGUUAAUCGGGGUAACAAUCGGAAUUUUUAUCGUUACUCUCACUUUAGCGUAUAUUUAUUACAAAUAUGUGGUGUUCAAUUUCUGGCGCAAAAAGGGUGUAUUUUAUAUCGAGCCUGUUGUACCAACCGGCAAUGUGACUGAUUUUGUAAUUGGAAAAAUGACAAUAGGUGAACUCUUUCAAAAUGCCUAUAUGAAAUAUAAGGAACAUCGUGUCUUCGGAAUGUACACAUUUUUCAAGCCAAACCUGGUGAUCGCCGAUUUAAAUCUCAUUCGAACGGUGCUGACGAAGGAAUUUGGGAGUUUCCACGAUCGUGGAAUGUUCUGCAACGAGAAAACCGAUCCAUUGUCCGGCCAUUUAUUUCUGUUGCCCGGGAAAAAGUGGCGAAAUCUACGUGUUAAAUUAACGCCGACUUUCACUUCGGGAAAGAUAAAGCAAAUGUUCCUGGUCCUGAAAGAGUGUGGCGAAGAGUUCACGAAAAGUUUGGAGAGUAUAGCUUGUACGGGGGACUCUAUCGAAAUCAAAGAUAUAUUUGCGCGAUAUUCGACGGAUAUAAUAAUGUCAACGGCGUUUGGAAUAAAAUCCAACUGCUUAGUUGAGCCGAACAACGAAUUUCGACGCUGGGGAAAGAAAGUGUUUGAAAUGAGCGCCAUUUGGAAUGCUCUGUUGAUGUUUGCGCCGCAAGUUAUGGAUUUCUUCUCCAUCCCCAACACGGACCGCGGUGUCAGCAAGUUCUUCACGAAGCUAUUUCAGGACAAUGUAGAGUACCGGAAAGCUCACAACGUAGUAAGACACGAUUUCAUGAACUUACUCAUGCAACUCAUGGACAAGGGUUACGUCGAGCCCGAUGACGAUAAUAAGGAUAAUAAGGAUAAAAAAACCGCCGAUAAAUCUUCUAACACGAAUAAACUUACCAUGCUGGAGGCGGCCGCGCAAGCCUUCGUCUUCUUCUUAGCGGGCUUCGAGACAUCAUCGACCACGGCAACGUUCUGCCUGUAUGAAUUAGCUCUGAACCAGGAUAUACAGCAUAAGGUUCGCCAGGAAAUCGACGAGACAUUGAAAAAGCACGGUGGACUGACCUACGAUGCGGUGAACGAAAUGACGUAUCUUCACAAAGUAGUCGAAGAGUCCCUGCGGAAGUACCCACCUGUGCCCGUCUUGAAUCGUAUCUGCACAAAGAAAAUAGUCCUCCCAACGACAAACAUUCUCGUGCCGGAAGGGACUUUGGUCACUAUACCAGUACUUGGAGUGCAGCGAGAUCCAUCAAUCUAUCCGAAUCCGGACAAAUUUGAUCCUGAACGUUUUAAUGCGGACCAAGUGGCGGCGAGACAUCCUUACGCUUACCUGCCGUUUGGGGAAGGUCCGCGAGUCUGCAUUGGUACAAGGUUUGGUUACAUCCAGACAAAGGUUGGAAUUAUAAGUCUCCUGUCGAAAUUCAAGUUUAAACUGCAUCCCCAGACUAUGAUACCGCUGGUUUUCGAUGAAGCAGCAAUUGUGCUUACGGCCAAGGCCGGUAUACAUCUCACUAUUGAAUCGCGAUAAGUUAAUUACGCUCAUACUUUUAAAUAAACCGAAUGUCACUCCAGACUUUCGUGCUUAGAAAUUGUCGGUGAUUCGAAGUAAUAAUGUUCUUUUGAAUCUGGUUUGCCUUCGCCAUUUAUAUUAUAAUCAUUAUUUCUGUUGCCAUCAUUCUUUGUAUCGUUAAGAUAUACUAAAAGGAUUAUUCAGGGAAUAAUCGUAACUUUAUAAAUCUCUGAUUAUUGAUGAAACUAAUCUUACUUUAUGCAGGACAUAUUAA
Messenger RNA from Odontomachus brunneus, 1798 nucleotides. Its product is annotated as probable cytochrome P450 6a14. The coding region runs from base 1 to 1542 and encodes 513 amino acids. Gene Ontology annotation, molecular function: heme binding; oxidoreductase activity, acting on paired donors, with incorporation or reduction of molecular oxygen; iron ion binding. The transcript has 6 exons. Lineage: Eukaryota; Metazoa; Arthropoda; Insecta; Hymenoptera; Formicidae. The record is from RefSeq and is a predicted model, not a curated record.